Messenger RNA from Xiphias gladius (swordfish), 1440 nucleotides. RefSeq names its product deoxyribose-phosphate aldolase (putative) (gene dera). Gene Ontology annotation, biological process: deoxyribonucleotide catabolic process; carbohydrate catabolic process. Bases 211 to 1254 code for a protein of 347 amino acids. Lineage: Eukaryota; Metazoa; Chordata; Actinopteri; Istiophoriformes; Xiphiidae. Gene Ontology annotation, molecular function: deoxyribose-phosphate aldolase activity. The transcript has 10 exons. Gene Ontology annotation, cellular component: cytoplasm. The record is from RefSeq and is a predicted model, not a curated record.
AACACUCCAUGCACCGUUGUUUGUCUCAAUGUUAAUAAAGUUGAGAACCAAAAAAACCCAAACUUUAACUGCGGAGGGAUUCCUCUUCCGCAACACUAAAGCUCCAAGUUGUAGUCAGGAAGUGGAAUCCGCUAGGUCAGUUCCGCUAGAGGUGGCUGUUGCAGUUAAUUUCGAUAACUACACAUUAUUAAAUACUACCUGUCCUCCGACAUGACGGCCAGGAACCCGGGGACGAAUCUCGACCUGGAGUGGAUAUCCAAAGCGAGAGUAAACACACAGGCUGUCCUGAAGAGAGCUCAGUGUAUCCAAGGACAGAAGACCCUCAAGAAACAGUGGCAGGCUGCCUGGCUGUUGAAGGCUGUAACAUGUAUUGACCUGACAACUCUGGCUGGAGAUGAUACACCAUCCAACGUCCAUCGGCUGUGUCUGAAAGCCAUCCAGCCAAUUAGAUAUGACCUGCUCAAGAAGAUGGAUAUGCACAACAAAGGGCUUAUGGUCAGGGACCUUGUGGUUUCCAUACCAGACAGUGAUGCAGGUGGCGAGGAUGCUCUAAAGGGUGCCUCUGUGGAACGUGGGGUGACUACUGCAGCAGUAUGUGUGUAUCCGUCUCGUGUGGCUGAUGCUGUCACAUCGCUAAAAGCAGCCAACUCCAGCCUCCCCGUUGCCUCAGUGGCCACUGGUUUCCCAGCUGGGCAGACGCCACUAGAGACACGCCUGCAGGAAGUGCGUAUGGCAGUGGCUGACGGUGCCACCGAGAUCGACAUCGUCAUCAACAGGACGCUGGCCCUCACAGGACAGUGGGAAGCCAUGUAUGAUGAGAUCCGUCAGUUUCGGGAGGCCUGUGGUGAUGCCCACAUGAAAACAAUCCUGGCUAUUGGAGAGCUAGGCACCUUCACCAACGUCUACAAGGCCAGCAUGGUCGCCAUGAUGGCCGGUUCGGACUUCAUCAAGACGUCCACAGGAAAGGAGGCUGUCAACGCUACUUACCCGGUUGCCAUAGUGAUGGUGAGAGCCAUCCGUGACUACUUCUUGUGUACAGGUCACAAGGUGGGCUUUAAGCCGGCGGGGGGGAUCCGGACGGCUCAAGAGUCUCUGGUCUGGCUCACUCUGAUCAAAGAGGAGCUGGGCAACGACUGGCUCUGUCCUCAACUGUUUCGCUUGGGAGCCAGUAGCCUGUUGGCUGAUAUUGAGAGACAGAUCUAUCACCACGUGACUGGACAGUAUGCAGCCUAUCAUGAGCUGCCUAUGGCCUGAAGCUGUGGACUUCCUGUUUUGAUGACCAAUCAAGAGCUGCCACGCAAGCCUGUCGGUGUUUGCCCAGGCAGCACGCUGACUCAUCUAUUCUGUUAAUAAUUCUUUUUAUCAAUGUGAUUUUUGUCCUUGAGAUCCUGAAAGUCUAAUCCUCUCUGAAAAUAAAAGAUAAUGUAUGUGGAAAGGUAA